AUGGGCGAUGAGUUCAUCACAGGUGGCGCACGGUACUGGAUUGAAGCAACAGCCCCUCACGGUGGAACCGAACCCGUCAUAUUCGUCAAUUGCACCCAGUACGGCGCCUUGCAGAACGACGCGGAAUAUUCCUUCGGCGGCGUCCCUGCCCAGAACCCAUAUCAGAGCGCGCACGUCUAUCGCCAUGUGAAUGGGAAUUUCCAACAGGUCACUCUGACCGCCAAGAAUAAUCCAGGUGUUAUACUAGGAGUGUAUAAUUACGGCGGUGCAAAUGUGACCUUUACCAAUCGAUCUAUUACUUGGACUGGGCCCGUUCUCGUCAACGGAGUUAAUGUUCUCUCUGCAACAGACUCUGGUCCGGCACUUGAUCCGACCAACACUGACGAGGUCAUUAAAGACGAGAAUGCAGUUACGGGCGGUGUGGUGGUUAAAUUCAUGUACAAGCCUAAAGAAGAUGAGGAGGAGUCUAACUAG
Messenger RNA from Westerdykella ornata, 474 nucleotides. RefSeq lists its product as uncharacterized. The coding region runs from base 1 to 474 and encodes 157 amino acids. The record is from RefSeq and is a predicted model, not a curated record. The transcript has 4 exons. NCBI's taxonomy places the organism in Eukaryota, Fungi, Ascomycota, Dothideomycetes, Pleosporales, Sporormiaceae.